Molecule: messenger RNA, 1715 nt
Organism: Rhineura floridana
Lineage: Eukaryota; Metazoa; Chordata; Lepidosauria; Squamata; Rhineuridae
Product: transcription initiation factor TFIID subunit 9-like
Exons: 7
Coding region: 139-915 (258 amino acids)
Biological process (GO): DNA-templated transcription initiation; RNA polymerase II preinitiation complex assembly
Cellular component (GO): transcription factor TFIID complex; SAGA complex
Molecular function (GO): RNA polymerase II general transcription initiation factor activity; transcription coactivator activity; protein heterodimerization activity
Source: RefSeq, a predicted model, not a curated record
AGAGGAAAGAAAAGGGCGAUGGCUGUGCUUCACUUCCUCUACUGCACAUGCGCAAACUCAGUUACCGCGAGGUGCGAGGCGGGCGCGCAUGCCCAGUGAGCUGCAGCUGCUCCUUCCGCCCGCUGGCUUUUGAGAGCGAUGGCGGCGGUGGAGGCCGGGAAGAUGGCGUCUCCCAAGAGCGCCCCCAAAGAUGCUCAGGUUAUGGCCCAGAUCCUGAAAGAUAUGGGGAUUACUGAGUAUGAGCCGCGGGUUAUAAACCAGAUGCUGGAGUUUGCUUAUAGAUAUGUGACAACCAUCUUGGAAGAUGCCAAAAUUUAUUCAAGUCACGCAAAGAAGUCGAGUGUCGAUGCGGAUGACGUGAAGUUGGCUAUUCAGUGCCGGACAGACCAAUCAUUCACUUCACCACCGCCAAGAGAUUUUUUGCUAGAUAUUGCAAGACAAAAGAACCAAACACCACUGCCGCUGAUUAAGCCAUACUCAGGUCCAAGGUUGCCACCAGAUAGAUACUGCCUCACAGCGCCAAAUUAUAGGCUGAAGUCUUUGCAGAAAAAGGUGUCUUCCUCCGGUGCAAGGAUCACCGUGCCACGGCUGAGCGUCGGCGCCGUCACCAGCAGGCCCAGCACACCGACAUUAGGAACUCCUUCAGCUCAGACAAUGUCUGUUUCAGCUAAAAUUGGGACUCCUGUGUCGCUGACAGGUCAAAGAUUCACCGUGCAGAUCCCAACGUCCCAAACAUCUGUAAAAUCAGCAACUCCUACUACCCCAACAGUUCAGAACGUGCUGAUCAACCCCUCCCUGAUAGGGUCCAAAAACAUCCUCAUCACCACCAACAUGGUGUCAUCGCAGAGCUCCUCCGGCGAGCCAAACCCCUUGAAGAGGAAGCAUGAGGAAGAAGAGGACUAUGACAACUUGUGAUGGGUCCCCUUUAUGGGUUGGACUGAAAUGGUGUAUGUCUGUGUCUAAGAAACACAUGGGGAAGAAGAGUUCCUGCUUAAGGCCACAUUUGCUAAGGCUGGAAUCCAAAGGCUGUGUCAGCUUGCUCUUACUGUCUCCCCCUUCUUGAGCUGUAAAGUUGGAGGGGGGUGGUGAAGAAAUGGGAACAGGCUCCGCUGUUGAAGGUCUCCUAAGGGCUCUGGGUAGAGGUGGGUAAAGGCUUUAAAGAUGUUUUCCCCACGCUGGUGCCCUCCAGCUAGGCUGCUGGGAGCUGCAAUCCAAGACAGCUGGCAGGCACCAGCUCAGGGAAGGCUGUUUUGCAGCAACGAAAAACCCACAGGAAAGUUGUUGACCCACUCCCUCCUCGAAGCAUCCCUGCAUCUGAUCCCUCCUGGUGCUAAGCUAAACAAGCCAGCACUUCCCUACUCCCAUCCCAUGGGCUGCCCCAUUUCAAAUGGCAAGGUGGUCACCUUCAAGCCUUUUGCGGGUGGCUGCAUCUGUAUGCAGUGACGGCAAAGCUGUGCCUGGAGCUAGUUUGGUUGCCCUUGUGCCCAGCUGGAGAAGCAUCUGCGUCACAGCCUUUUAGAAACUAAGCAGAAGAGGGGCCUCGUCAUUAUGCGCUUUGCGCUUAGGGCCCUGAUCGUGGCGUGUGUAUAUGAUGCAGAUUUUUUUUCCACUUUGUAGAUAAUGUUGAACAAUAUGAUUGUUACUUUCCCAACUUCAUUGUCCAUAAAAACAUCCCCUGAAAGAACUGUUCUAAUAAAAAAGGCUUUUUUUGAGAA